This is a messenger RNA of Zootermopsis nevadensis, 3270 nucleotides long. RefSeq names its product MOB kinase activator 2 (gene Mob2). Lineage: Eukaryota; Metazoa; Arthropoda; Insecta; Blattodea; Termopsidae. The record is from RefSeq and is a predicted model, not a curated record.
UUUUCUGUAGAUGGGUGCCCAUGCGCUGUAUGUGUUUUAAAAUUGCAUUGUGGGACAGUUGGUUCGUGAAGUUUAAGUCGCCAUGUUUGAUGUUUGUGUGAGUAGUUGUGAGGAAUCUAGUCAAAAUUAUUAAAGUGUAAUCUGUUUGUGUUGAUACUUAAAUAAUCUUUCAAGCUGGAUAGGCUACCUGAAUAUCUCCGCGAUACCGUGGAUUGGUUUAUGGGGAAAGCUCGUCGGAAAGAUAGAGAACCGUCAACUCCGUGCUCUGAUGAUCCAAAGUUGUACCUGGAAGAAGCUGUGUUGGAGCGCAAAUUACCUGAUAUUGACCUGCGAGUGUUGGUAGACCUGCCAGCUGGCUUGGAUUACAACGAGUGGUUAGCAUCACAUACAAUUGCAUUUUUUGACCAUAUCAACCUGGUAUAUGGAACCAUCUCUGAAUUCUGCACCAUGUCGGGAUGCCCAGAUAUGACAGGCCCAGGACUGAGGACUUACCUGUGGUUUGAUGAUAAGGGCAAGAAGACGCGGGUUGCUGCCCCCCAGUACAUAGACUAUGUGAUGACAUUUACGCAGAAGACCAUCAGCGAUGAGUCUAUCUUCCCUACUAAGUAUGCAAAUGAGUUUCCAAGUUCGUUCGAGUCUAUUGUUCGCAAGAUCCUGCGUCUCCUGUUCCAUGUGUUGGCACAUCUGUAUCACUGCCACUUUCGGGAGGUAGUAUUACUAAAUCUACAUGCGCACCUGAACUGUGUCUUUGCACAUCUGACACUGUUUAACCAUCGCUUCCAGCUCAUUGAGCUGAAGGAAACUGAGAUCUUACAAGAUCUGGUGCUUGCGUUGAAAGUGCAUUCUGAUGGUUUGGACUUGAGUUGCAAUGAAGAUAAGAAGUGUGGUGGUUUGGACAGUGACUCUGCAGUCUCAAUGGAAGGCUUGCAACCAUCUACUGACGUGAUGUGCAGCGUCGAGGACAAGAACGUCUUAGAACCUGAUCUCAUAUUAAUGUCAACUGCUACGGUUGACAUAUCGAAUGAAGAAAAGGAUGUGAGAAGUUGUGAGAUGAGAGAAUUUUGUCAGGAUAAUGUUGGCAGUGGCCACUAGUGAGAUAAUGUAUCUUGUUGUUAAAGUUGUUGUUUGUAAGGCAAGAAGUAAGCAUAUGCUGUUUGUAGAUGUAACAGUUUUAAGCUUUAGACGGCAGUGGUGCUUACAGCUAUUACAGUAAGGUAUAUGUGGCACUGGUCAGUUGCUUUAGCAGAGUCAGUCUCUACCACACAGUCAGAAUAGAGUGUACACACACACACACAUACACACACACAAGCAGACAUACAAGUGAACACAUAUCUUGGCAAAUUGAGUACCCUUUGUUAAUGGGCAUGUGAUAAAGUAGUGUUAGGUCCAUGAUAUGUAUGCUGCAGGAUUUAGAACUGAAAUUUCUUAUUAGCAGAAAUAUAAGGAAAUGAAGAAUCUCACAACCAUUCAUUUCUUUCAAACUGGUUUGGAGUAAAUGUCCACUUCUCCAUACUUAGUGCUGUAUUUCCUUUAGGGGCAUUUAGAUAUUUGAAAACUUGAAUUCUAUACAUUUAAAUAACUCAGAAUUUAAUUAAGUUAUUUGUAAGUACCAGGUUAAAGUCUCGAAUAAGAAAAUGUGUACAUCGACAGAGCUUGUGGUGUAGCUUGUAAGUUAAUAUGAGUUAAUGUAGCAUAAACCAUGGUUUGUUGAAGGGUGCUCAGGAUGAUUGUGUCAAAGAAAGCAGAUCAAAUUGCACUGGUUGCAGAAUUCAAACCAAAUGAAUGCUAGAACAAUGUGAGAUCUGAAACUACUAGAACCUCCAAAAACCAAAAAAAGACGAUAGGAUUUGAGGUUCUCAUGGUGGUGAGUAUGAAGAUGGCUGUUUUCUGGAUUGUAGUGCUGUGUAGUCUGUGAGAAGUUUACUAAUGUUUUAGACGUCCUAGCUGCUUCCAUCAUCAGGAUGAUUGGUAAGCCGUGCAUGUGGAAUCGGUUUGAGGAAAAGGGUAGCCCCUGGCCCCUGGCUCCUGGGCCCUUGCCAGUCCUAACCCUACUUCCCGCUGGUCCAGCCAGUGCCUUGACUGACUGGUUCCUUUUUCUCAAACUGAUUCCACGUACGUAGUUUGCACGUCGCCCUGUGAUGGAGCCAGCACAUGAUGCUACAACCUAGAAGACAGCCAUAUUCAAAAAUAGAUGAUACUUUUAUAAUGAGUUUCAAAGAAACAUUAAAGAGACAGAAAUGAGUUUAGAACAAAAGGCUAUCACAUGGAACUAACUUAGUGAAAGAUGAGAAUCAUAGUCUACUUGGAGAUUGCCACAAUAUUUUGAAAAAGUGGAUAAAUUACUUCUGUAAGGUUGUCGUAGCUGGUAGAUAGUUGAGCAGAUUGCUGUUUCCUGUUCCCCUUGGUUCAUAGAUGUAAUUUUGAUUGUGUCACAUUUCAUACCCUUACGCUUGUUGAUAAAUGGGGAGGGCCAGCUUCCUGGUACACACUGUCACUAGAGGAAGUGACGCUGCUAAUGAUUAAAAAAGGACAACAGCAGUACAACCUUCUCAUCAUUUCAUGGGCAUUGCCCAGGUGUCUGGCAACAAUGAUAAAAGCAACAGUAACAAAUUAUUGAUUAACAGCCCUAAAAUUGAUGUACCAGUGGGAGUACAGACAAAUGGCUCAGUGCUCAGUUCCCAAUGUUCAAUCAAUAGAUUCUCUUUGUCAUUGUUCUUGUAACUUGUGAUCUGAAGCUCAUCAUUGUGCAUAAGUACAUUCUUCAUUGGUGACUGUGAAUGCAUUUUAUCUGAGUGUGUUCCUUGUUUGAACCUAAGCCACAGCAGUCAAAUUUAAAUUUCGGUGGAUAAUGUUCUUCCUGCUGUGAUGGAUCUGAUCAUACUUCUUUCAUUAUAUCCUGUGCAGUCUGAUAAAAGUGAGAGUAUUCCAUGUUCUUAGUUACUGUGACAAUAUUUAUUAAAUAAACUUACAGGCCUUGUCAUCAAAUGACCAGGCAUUGGUACCUGAAACAAUCAGUUUUACAUAACUUUGUUUUACAUAAAAUUAUGUUUGUAUCUGAUGGUGUUUGAUACAGAGUGGACAGAAAUUAUCUUUAUAAUUGUAAACUCAAAUAAAACACUUCAAAAAUGAUAUACACAUACCGGGUUAAUUUGAGUACAUCAUAAAGUAACACUGAAACCUUACAUAUCCAAUAUGGGCAUUAUUUGUUACACAUAAAAUGUCAAAAUGGUAUUUGGUCUCUCUGUGUCUGUUGUACCAUUUCAAAGUUGA